Messenger RNA from Sphaeroforma arctica JP610, 1659 nucleotides. RefSeq lists its product as hypothetical. The coding region runs from base 140 to 1642 and encodes 500 amino acids. Lineage: Eukaryota; Ichthyosporea; Ichthyophonida. The transcript is spliced from 11 exons. The record is from RefSeq and is a predicted model, not a curated record.
GUGAUGUCCUCACACGGAUACAGAAUAUCAUCAUUGCAUUUGGAGAGUACCCAAAGGGUUGGUGUAGUCUAUUUAUAUCGCGGUGACAUGCAGUAGGCAUUGAGGUAAAGGCUUCUAACACAUACAAAUCUUCUUCACAAUGCUGCGCAUGGUAUGCGGUCGGGGCUUGCUACCUAGUAACAACGUCAGAAUCCAAAGUACACAGACGCCAUUCAGCUAUACUUCGCUUAUUAACAACUAUAGUCGAUUUGCGUACGGUAAAGUAGGUGUUCGUCAAUAUGCUGCUAAGCGACCGACUGUAGUAGGCACUCCCUUAAAUGCGCCCAGAGCUGGUCCAGCAACCAUACCACGCCAUAUCAAGCUCAAAGCCACGCGCGAGGGCUUUAAAAGUAUCAAAAAAGUGGGACAAAUCGAGGGACCCUCAGUGACUGUGGUGCUCAUAGGCUGGGUUAUCAUGAGUCUGACGGCCGGGGCUAUGUCCAUGUCCAUGGAUACAGAUCCCGAUCAGACCGCCCUGCUCCUAGCCCGCCCAGAGCGGUUGCGCAAUAAACUUUUGUCGAAGAGUUUAGAUCUACUCGAGAGAGAGCUCAAGAUAAUCAUGUCUUGUACCGAGUAUAGCGACGACGUCAAGCGUUUGCUAUUGCAGGAUGAAUUCUACGCAGACACGCUGCUGACUUACUGCACACACCCCGGUGUCAACGUGGAGAUACGGAACUAUGCCGCCCACAUCUUAGAGGUUGCUUGUCGAUUACCAGAAAUGCAUCAGACUGUGGUACUGGAGCGCGGGUUUCACCUAAAGAUCAUUGAAGCACUGACUGAGAAGGACCCCAGUUUAUAUGUCAAGAAGCAACUGGCCACUGCCUUGUGCAACUUUGCGAUACACUCUCAGCCGAAUGAUGAGGGUAUCAACGACAUAGCGCUUGCCUUGGGUCAGGCUGGUGUCGUGAAGCUGCUCGACCUAUACCACGACAACACAUACCUCAGGCGGCGUAGUCAGGAGACUGCAAUGGAGCGCGUUUCCGCCACGUGUGUGGCAUAUGCUGAAACGAAGACAGAGGAUGUCAGAUUAGCCGGCCUUACCGAAGCUGAGUGGGCGCAGAUGCACAAGUACGCGGCGCUGGACGCCAAAGCGCGACAGUCGUUUAUGUAUGAGUUUAAGUCGUCUCUGGUGGAGAGUGGCGUGUUGAUGUAUUUCCAUACUGCUGCCGGAGGACUGGUGUGGGGUGUGGCUGAAAGCAUACGCGCAAAGAAGCCUUGGAAAGAGGUUGCCAAAUAUGGACUGCGCACAUCGCUGGUGACGUGCCUGGUCCCAAUCUACUUUGUUGGAGCGAGUGUGACCAUCUAUAACUACGCACGCAAACAGUGCGAGGAUUCGUUUGACAUCAUGGUACUGAACAGUUCCGCAAUGAUGACACUUAUCCCGUGGUACUUCAUUCUGCCCAAAGUCGAACGUUUCUCGCCCUUCUGGAUUGGAGGCCAUGUGGUGGGCUUUGUCUCCUUCUUCUGCUACCUGCUGUAUACCAAUGCCGAUAAUCUACAGAACGACAACAAUCUCAAGUAUAGAGACGACCAAUAUAGGAGGUGGAAGGCCCGCCAGGGCAUGUCAUUCCAGGUUCCAGCCCAACCCAAAGCCGACAAUUAAAAGCCAUAAUGCCGUUC